Molecule: messenger RNA, 40656 nt
Organism: Coregonus sp. 'balchen'
Lineage: Eukaryota; Metazoa; Chordata; Actinopteri; Salmoniformes; Salmonidae
Source: the annotation of a GenBank genome assembly
AUGGGCUCUGGGGUGCGUGUGAGUCCAGUCCGAUUUCACAGUGGUGUGAAAUCUGCUCAGUUCAUUGUAUUCAUGUUUGAAACAGUGACCUCUACUGGAGUUGACUGGUUUGGACUUUGUUUUGCAUGGCUGUUUAUUUCUCCUAGUAAACGUCAGUAUCAGUGUUAGAUGUUUUAGGUUAGAGGUUGUUAUGCAAGUAUCUUCUGGUUUGUUGUCUAUUAAUGGGCAUUUUGUCUUGCUUUUCUUUUCUCUGUUUCUCUUUCCUUGUCGUCUUGGUCAGUCCGUAAAGGGGAAGUGGCUCUUCUGAGAUUCAGUGAAUCAUUUUAUAGUCAAAAUAUGGCAAUAUGCCUGUACAUGAACUAAUAACCGAAAUUAAAUUGCUGGUUGUGUGUUAACGUGUCCUGAUUGGAUAUUUCUGCUACAGAGUGACAGAAAAGGACGCAGUUAAACGGUUAUAAAGGGUCAAUUGCUUGAAUGGAAUAAAUGGAACAGUCAAACGUGGUUUCCAUAUUUUUGUGUUUGAUACUGUUCCAUUUAUUCCAUUCCAGCCAUUACAAUGACCCCGUCCUCCUAGAGCUCCUUCCACCAGCCUCCUCUGACACACACACUGGGAGGUGACUAGGGCUGACUCCAUUUAGUCGACUGGUGGACUGUUUGGUCGAUAGGCUGUUGGUCGACUGAGAUUUUAUUUGUUUAACAGUGGCAAAUUGUUUUAGUUUUUUUUCAUGGCGCACAAGACACCUGUCUGAUUUGUGCCUCUCUCAGUGGACUAAUCCAUUGUGGAGGCCGUGGGGAUGGCACAGUCCAUCACUCUAAGACGUGCUACUGAAAUUGUAUAUGGUUAUAUUACGUAAGAACAAUGGUGCAAAGCUAAUAAAAAUAAGAUUUUUUUAUAACAAAUGCGCUUUUUCCCGCAUUUGAUAGCAGUCGCUGUCAGAGGUUCUGAAACAUAAUCUUCAGUGCGCCGUUGAAUUGGUGCCUUUCCCUAGACCAUGUUGCUAGACCAUGUUGCUAUGUGCUUUCCCCCUUCUGAUAACCAGGUGGCGAAUCGCAUCUCUGCAUGUCUGGCAGACAUAUCAGUAUGGAUGACGGAUCACCACCUCAAGCUGAACCCUGGCAAGACGGAGCUGCUCUUCCUCCCGGGGAAGGACUGCCCGUUCCAUGAUCUCGCCAUCACGGUUGACAACUCCGCUGUGUCCUCCUCCCAGAGUGCGAAGAGCCUAGGCGUGACCCUGGACAACACCCUGUCGUUCUCCGCCAACAUCAAGGCGGUGACCCGCUCCUGCAGGUUCAUGCUCUACAACAUUCGGAGAGUACGACCCUGCCUUACACAGGAAGCGGCACAGGUCCUAAUCCAGGCACUUGUCAUCUCCCGUCUGGACUACUGCAACUCGCUGUUGGCUGGCCUCCCUGCCUGUGCCAUUAAACCCCUACAACUCAUCCAGAAUGCCGCAGCCCGUCUGGUGUUCAACCUUCCCAAGUUCUCUCACGUCACCCCCCUCCUCCGCACACUCCACUGGCUUCCAGUUGAAGCUCGCAUCCGCUACAAGACCAUGGUGCUUGCCUAUGGAGCAGUGAGGGGAACGGCACCUCUGUACCUUCAGGCUCUGAUCAGUCCCUACACCCAAACGAGGGCAUUGCGUUCAUCCACCUCUGGCCUGCUGGCUCCCCUUCCUCUGCGGAAGCAUAGCUCCCGCUCAGCCCAGUCAAAACUGUUCGCUGCUCUGGCACCCCAAUGGUGGAACAAGCUCCCUCACGACGCCAGGACAGCGGAGUCACUCACCACCUUCCGGAGACAUUUGAAACCCCACCUCUUUAAGGAAUACCUGGGAUAGGAUAAAGUGUUCCUUCUAACCCCCCCCCCCCCCCAAAUUGUAAAGUGGUUAUCCCACUGGCUAUAGGGUGAACGCACCAAUUUGUGAGUCGCUCUGGCUAAGAGCGUCUGCUAAAUGACGUUAAUGUGCCCUUGAGCAAGGCACUUAACCCUAAUUGCUCCUGUAAGUCGCUCUGGAUAAGAGCGUCUGCUAAAUGACUAAAAUGUAAAAUGUAUGUAAAUGCAUAAAAGCAAAGUUAAACAGCAUAUUAGUGUUGAGAAAAAUGUGGUGGAGGCCACAGGUUGGUGGCACCUUAAUUGGGGAAGACGGGCUUGUGGUAAUGGCUAGAGCGGAAUGAGUGGAAUGGGAUCAAACACAUGGUUUCCAUGUGUUUAAUGCUAAUCCAUUCGCGCCGUUCCAGACAUUUAUUAUGAGCCGUCCUCCCCUUAGCAGUCUCCUGUGGCAGAGGCAGCAGCGGAGUGAGGAGACAAGGAAACAGCCCAUGCCUUAAUUGUCUAAGAAAAGUGAGGAGAGAGGAAACCCCAACUUAAUUAGGCCUAUAGGCUAAUCAGUAGCCUAACUGUUAAAUGUUCCUGGCUUUAUAAAUCAUCCAUAUAUACUGGGCCUUCAGAAAGUAUUCACACCCCUUGACUUUUUCCAAUGUUGUUGUUUUAGCAAGUGGGAUUAAAAUGGAUUUAAUCGUAGUAUUUUGUCAAUGAUCUACACAAAAUACUCUAAUGUCAAAGUGGAAGAAAUAUUCUAACAUUUGUCAAAUACAAAAUGAAAAAUAAAAAAGGAAUAUCUUAAUUAGUUAAGUAUUCAACCCCCUGAGUCAAUACAUGUUAGAAUCACCUUUGCAGCGAUUACAGCUUUGAGUCUUUCCGGAUAAGUUACUAAGAGCUUUGCACACCUGGAUUGUACAAUUUUUAAAUUCUUCAAGCUCUGUCAAGUUGGUUGUUGAUCAUUGCUAGGCAGCCAUUUUUAAGUCUUGCCAUACAUUUUCAAGCAGAUUUAAGUCUAAACUGUAACUAGGCCACUCAGGAAUAUUCAAUGUCGUCUUAGUAAUCAAAUUCCAGUGUAUAUUUGGCCUUGUGUUUUAGGUUGUUGUUCUUCUGAAAGGACAAUGCUGGACGAAGGGACCUUACAGAUAAUUGUAUGUGUGGGGUACAGAGUUUAAGUAGUCAUUCGAAAAUCGUGUUAAACACUAUUAUUGCACACAGUGAGUCCAUGCAACUUAUUAUGUGAUUUGUUGAGCACAUUUUUACUCCUGAACAUAUUUAGGCUUGCCAUAACAAAGGGGUUAAAUACUUAUUGACUCACAUUUCAGCUUUACAUUUUUUAGUAAUUUGUAAAGAUUUCUAAAAACAUAAUUCCACAUUGUCAUGGGGUAUUGUGUGUGUGUGUAGGCCAGUGACACAAAAUCUAAAUUUAAUCCAAAUUAAAAUUAUGCUGUAACACAAAAUGUGGAAAAAGGGUGUGAAUACUUUCUGAAGGCACUGUAUCUACAGAAUUAACACAGAUCCUGCUUCUGUUGCCUGUUUGAGUGUUUGUUUAAUAGCCUACUGAUUCAGUGAGUUCCAAGCCUCAUGUCGGAUAAAGCAGUUUCACAAAUUCUGCUGUUUAAAAAAAAAUAAGAUUGUAAUCCAACAGCACCUGUUUGUUACGCAUAAUACGCACGCAGCGCUCGCUCCUAUAGGAGAGAACAGGGCCGAAAGUCAUUCGUUUUUGUUGUUUACUCAGACAUCGAUAGAGCUAGAGACACCAUAUUUUAUGACAAACCAAUUAUAUAUGUCAUUUCUAGGGUAAAUGAGUUGAAAUUUAAAUAGACCGAGAACAUAACUACCGCAACGUUACUUUUGUACCUGCCAGCUGGGCGGGAGUAACACAACCUUGGGACUAAAGUAACAACCACAAUAUUUUGCAAUCAGACUAAAAUGGAUCACAUAAUAGCUAUAGUAACCAUCAUUUUCUCAUCUCACUUUAAAGGGAAUGUAGUAGGAGAUGUUUUUCACCAUUUAUCAAUGACUAUUCAUGCUUAGCCCUACCAAUCAGGUGUGCUCCAGCUGUCCUUGUCAUGGGCGCUCCGCAUGUCGUGAUAAAAUAACUGUCUUUAUUCUCUUCACAAACGGCAAACUCAUCAUGUUUAUCACAUUUCUAUGGCUUGACAAAAGGUAAUUGACCCACAGAAUCAUAGUGUUUUUUUAACCACUAACCUGUUGAUUAUAAGCUCAAGUGAAUUGCUUAAGGCAUAGUUCUAAUGAUGUCAAUUUUCAAACAUUCAGUCAAGUUGCUAUUUUGUUAACAUUAUAAAAGCAAUAUCAACUAGAGACAAUGGCAUGUGCUUAAAUGUUUUUAUUUUAUUCCAGGUCAUCAGUGUUAGGUUCUAAGAUUCUGGUACAAAUUCCAGUCGGAGUCCGAAGAAAGCUCAGGCUAGAUGUAUUAAACCACUCAGGGUCAUACAGCUGCAAAGACAAAGUAUUAUUAUACACGCACAUAUAUUUGUACCCUCUUUCCAGACAAGACCCCCCCAGAGUCUAGGAUAUACAAUGCAUCUCUGUGGCUAGCCAGGUGGUGUUAUCGUCCCAACCCGAGUACGGAACCUUUGCAUCUCCCGGUCUACUUAUCAGUCAGGAGAAGCUUUGAGACUAGGGAGUAUACAUUCUUGCAGCCUGACUCAGUCCAUUGUUAAUUAUCCGGACUCGUACACAAAGAGCAAUUUGAGAAGAAGCAACCCAUUCGUACUCAAGUGAAUGUAAUGAUGCAAAACAUAUUGAGAGAAUAUAAUGAUAUAAAAACAGUGAAGCUAUAAGACGGUGUCAUAGGGCAGUAGUUUACAAUCAAUUAGCUCUAACACAUGCCUCCCAUCUCACCCUUAUGGAAACAUUUUGUGUCAGAGACAGGCCCCCUUUGAUAUAUAAUUAUAAAUAUACUAAAACAUGCUCAAGUCAAUUACUAAGUUUUCAACAUCAGUUUACAUUGUUACUUUCGUCCCACCCAUCUCGCUUGUAACUAAUGUAAAAAAAAAAAUGUAUGCUCUGGAUAAGAGCGUCUGCUAAAUGACUAAAAUGUAAAAUGUAAGAAACAUAUCGAUAUGUAGCUAUACCCAGGGGCGUCAUUUGGAUUCUUGCAUUGGAAUUCUAUUGAAUUUUGCUUAUGUCUCGCUAUACCACAAUAAACAUACGUUCAAAUGCUUUUGACCAAGAAGUGACAGGUUCAAUGGCACGAAAUCGCUGAUGCGCUCUAUCAGCAACAUGGACAGCGCCCUACACUCCAAAGCAAGAUUUUGAUAAAAAAACAACCAGCUAGACAACAACCAGCUCCUUGAUUUUCUGUGGAACUUCCUGAGUAAUCGAUCAUUCCAUUCUCCCCGGAAUCUUGUAAGAUCCCCCUCAAAUGCCAGUUGUACUAGUUGAGCUUUCCUCGGGUGUAACAUGCUUCUUCGGUGCUGACUGAACACGUUUGUCAAAGGUGGAAAAUGAGUUCUCACAUGUAGCUGUGGACGCCCCAAAAGUCAGUCCAUGUUUCAGUGCAGUAAGCACGGUCGGCAUAGCGGAGAGGGGCCCAGAGAAGCAUUGCAGGAUAUCAAGUGGGGUCCAUUUGUCCUCAUUGGAGCCAGAGCGGGCGAUUUCAGUCUGCAAAAACUGGCGAGCGACACUAAACUCAGCUUCCACCAAAUCGGCUUUGCUUAGAUCCAGCAGUGGUUUCAUCUUUUUCAUAGAUAGAAAGUCAUGGCUCUCUCUAUUUUCACAUCCAUUAGGAUCCUUGGUCCCAUCUACCUUCAAUGUGUACCAAGAUUCUCCGACUUCUUUAACUAUUUCCUCAGUGACAAUCUCACUCAUGAGCCCUAGGAUUUCAUUUUCAAUAUCGUGUCAUGUGUAUGUGGCAUUGCGGGGUAUGGUGCUAAACACAUUGGCAAGUUCUGUGUCUUUUCGGCGAGUAUAUUCCAUCAUAGACCCAAAAAAAUCCACUGCCCCUCUUGACUCUAUUGCAUCCAAUGUUCCCCUCAGUGGUUGCUGGUUUGAAACAAGGAACUCGAUAAUGUCCACAAUCGCCGGCAAAUACAUGCAAUUUCUUGCCAGCUGCACAUUAUAAACAAGUGUUGACCCUGAUGUUCCCAUAGCACUUUGAACAAAUCUUUCUUUCAAUAGUGCAGUGCAUUUAAAAUGCUCUUUGCUUGAUGCGGGCGUAGCAAAUCCUUUGGUACUAUCAAUAGCAUUCUUCCAGUUAGAAUACCCAGCAUUGUCUGCGUUAGCAUUGGACCCAACACAUACUUUCGACAUGGGAAACAAAAUGCUGCGUUUGCUGUAACCGAGUAUUCCAGCCACUCUCUUCCUAUGAACCAGUUGUUGCUAUUAAAUUAAUGUUUUUGGACAGAACCUGCGCCUAGGGUGGGAUUCUAGGCUAAUCUGGGCUGGCUCCUCUGUUCCAAGAUCAUCAGGAACAGUCGGAGGUAGAGGUGGCUGUAGAGCCAUUAUCCUGGUGGUGCUUGUGGAAGGGUGGGUAGGCUCUGCACGUGGAGAUAGCUGGAGCUCGGCAGCAUCAUCUCUGCUGGGCUUGGCGGCGGCCCUCUGGUUUGAUGCUGAUGCUUAUCGCUCUCCUUCUCCUUUGUUUGGGUACUUUGGCCAAGCCAGUUUCUGAUAUCCAUCGGGGCAGAUUAGCUGAUUCGAGUUAGCUAAAUAAACUAAGGCUUACAACACUAACGCUUUUUACAGCUAGCUAAGCAGCUAAUUAAACUCUGUAGUGGUGGGACGUGAGACAAAGUUGAGUGAAGUUAUUCACUUAGCCUACCACAGAGGUCAGAAGUGUUUUUCCCUGCUUUUUAUGGAAACCCAAAGGAGUCAUACCUAACCGCCCAGUGGCUUUCCAUAGCCCCCCUACACACACUGCAGCGCGCUCUGUCCAUUGUGCUGACACAGCGCAGCCUGCCACUCGAUCAUUUUAAAUGUUUUGCUAUUUUUAUAUUGGGACAUAAAACUUAAACUGAGGGAGAGUGGUACGAUUGUGUUAAAGUUAUUGGGGGGCCCAUUCUACUCAGGAGCACUUCUAGUUUCCAAAUCCACAGAGUUGACACUCUAAAUCAAUUGCUGUCGGGCUCCCUCUUCAGUUAUUUGUGUGUCUUAAUUAUUUAAUCAAACAGUGCACUUAAAGCAUCAGACAAGCUCAGUGUAUAUAAUUGAUUGUAUUAAAACACAUUCUAUAUGGAAAAAUACACAUUUUAACAUUUCAACCAAUCAAUUACUCGAAAGAACAGACGACUCAGUCGAGAUAGAUAGAUAGAUAUAUACAUACAUACAAAUUAAAUGUCAGGGACAAAAAUAAAUAUACACACACAUUCUCAACUUGUUUGCCUCUUACUCCCUCUCUCUGUCCCUCGUCACUAAUCGACUCGUCCUCCUGUCUUUCUGUGCUAUAGCUGAUCGACUCGUUUGUCUGGGAGAUCGGGAAUCUGAAGAAGGAGAUGGUGCAAAAGGCUGAGGUAGCAGAGGGAGACCCAGAGCCUGUAAUACUACAGGGGUAAGUGUGUGUUAAAACCGACAGACAAACUGACUAAAAAAAUUGUUAUUUCUGUCCAUCUGUCUGUCCAUCCGUUUACUCUAGUAGUGGUACGAUGAGCAGACUUGCUUCAGCCUUUUCAUGGGCUGAUGUAAAACUAACGUUAGCUGUGCAUGGUAGAGGGAGGGGAAAAGGAGGAAGACAUUAAAACAGUGAUUGUUUCCUUGAGGAACGAGUAGAAUUCCCUUUCAGACCACUUUCAGUUUGUAAUAACAGAUGUUGAAUUCAUUGUUACUGGAUGUUUGAUGAGAAAGAUUAAUGAGGAUGAUGAUGCUGAUGAUGAGUGUCAGUUUGAGUAACGUUGAUUGGAGUUCUGUAGUUUCCAGUGUCCACCAGCAAGUGGGGAUAGUGUGCUCUGGUCAUUCAGGUAGAUGAGUUUCAUGAUGUCAUUGUGUUGACCAGAUGUCAGAGGGAACGGUGGAAAGCGUAUCAGGGAUUUCCAAAGUGAACACCAAGCAUAUUUGUGUAAAUUAGAUUAUGGUUUACAAAAAAUGGGUUACAGGUUACCUGAUAUUAGGUGCAUAAUGACAUGUAGAUUAAACUGGGUGUACAAAACAUUAGGAACAUCUUCCUAAUAUGGAGUUGCACACCUUUUGCCCUCAGAACACCCUCAAUUUGUCAGGGCAUGGACUCUACAAGGUGUGGAAACCGUUCCACAUGGAUGCUGGCCCAUGUUUACUCCAAUGCUUCCCACAGUUGUGUCAAGUUGGCUGUAUGUCGUUUGGGUGGUGGACCAUUCUUGAUACACACGAGAAACUGUUGAGCAACUGUCUCCUCCCCUUCAUCUACACCACAUGUGUCAAACACAAGGCCCACAGGCCGAAUCCGACCCAUUACACAUUUCAAUUAAUUUUGGCCCCCGUAAUACCACCCGUAAUGCGCUGCACUACAAGUCACAGCAAGCACUGCCAAAGUGCUGCACGCCAAAUGGCAGUGCAUUGCGACACACACACACCCCUCACACAUGAGCCAGCCAGUGCGCUGUAAUAUAUCGUCAGUAAUGGCACUGACCGAAUCUUCUACCAAACCGAAAGUUUAAAUGUGUUGGCUAAAUGUCCAUGCCAAGUUUAGAUUCCAACGGGUCAUUGCUGUAGCCUACAAAAAAUGUCAUCUUGGUUGUCAAAAAGUUAUAUGAUAUAGGAUUCACACGCGGGUAUAAAUUACUACUAACGUACAAUCGGACACACAAGCGAGUGUAAGUGAGUCAACAGUUGAGUCCUCUAUGUUAUGAAAUUACAGCCUGUUGCGCUCGCAUCGGUGAAUUCAACGUCAAUUGCGCUGCUUUAGUGUGUCCCGUUCACAGCUCGCAGCAGAAGGAAAUUGUGUAGACACGUGCCACAGUCCUCGCUAGGCUACUAAAAUGUUGCAGGCUUCGGUUUUUAAAGCUUGACAAUGAAUAACCAAAAAACUAAACCUGCAACAAAACACCAUGCAAAUGAGAAACAUGUAAGCCUACUACAGCAACAGUUGAGCAGUAGCCUUGGCUGGCUACAACACAUUUUGAGUGCUUCUUAUUUUGUUUUAAUAUGUUAAUGCUAUAUAGAUUUAUUCCUCUUUUUCGACAGUGUGCGGGUCUCCAUCUCGUUCAUUAAAAUGCUAUAUACAGCAUGCUAUGUCCUAUGGACAUUAUAAAGGGCCAUAUUUUUUCAAAUAAAACAAUGGCCAGUUUGGCUAGCAGUUGUAUGCACGUUUUUUUUUGUAAAAAGAAAACAUAAUGGGCUAUGUCUGGCCCGCGAAUUCAUAGUUUUUUUCAAUAUGGCCCGUGACAUCAAUAAGGGAUCAUAGCUUUCACCUGGUCAACCUGUUGAAAGAGCAGGUGUUCCUAAUGUUUUGUACGCUCAGUGUAUAAUAAUAUACCCAUUUCAGCCUCAUAUGAAGAUUGCUAAAUAUUCACACCAAUGGUGAUUAGUCAAUAUCAGUGGCGCUAGCAGUCUGUUGAGCCCAGAUAGGAUGUUGAAGCAGUUUCUGUUGAAUUGAAAAAGCACUCCUUUCUGAAGAAGUAUGAGUGGUGAUGUAUAAGGGCCUCCGUAGGCGUGCUUGCUUUGAGUCAUUUCAUUAUUAGAAGUUGUUGGGUACAUGUGUCUUACACUGAAGUACUGAAUUACCUGGGCCAUUAUGCUUUUCUAUUAUUAGUAUUGAAAUCCAUUUAUAACUAUGAUUCAACUCAAUAAUACUAAUUGGCUCUCAUGCUGAUGUAUUACUUUCUAGUUUUUAUUAUGUGUGUGUGUGCACUUGCGCGUGAAUAGUUUUCUGUGUGUGCAUGCAUGUGUCUGUACGUGUGGAUACCACUAUCAGUAAACAAAUAGGGGAUUUAAAUGGUUUAUUUCUAAUUUGGUCUUCCUUUCUCUCCCUCUCAGGCUGGAUAGGGAGGUGGGAGGUCUGUUCCUACAGGCUCCUCCCUGUGUUGGCGUGAGGGCGGGGCUUGCUGGAGCGAGGGAUUCGGGCUACAACUCUUUGCAUAGAAGGAUGAGUGUGCUGGACAGGCUGGUGCAAACGCACGCUGUGUGGCUGCAGCUGGGACUGAGCCAUGCAGAAGCCACAUGCAAACUGCAACCACAGCCCACUGGGGUGAGACCAGAUGCACUCACCUAGUCACAGGACCCAAUUCAAUCAAUUACAGAUAGUCAAACUGCGGGUUCACUUUAUCUGAAUGUAAGGUGAAACGCCCUCCUCUGAUUGGCCAUUGUCAUUCCAUUUCUUUUUCAUUCUCAGAAGAACUGAUUGUGACACAGGAGUUGUGACACAGGAGUGGCUCAAGUCACAUGUGGCAAACACAAGGCCCAUAGGCCGAAUCCAGCCCAUGACACAUUUCAAUUCAUUUUGGCCCGCUUCCAUACCACCUGUAAUGCGCUGCACUACAAGUCACAGCAAGCACUGUCAACGUGCUGCACGCCAAAUGGCAGUCUCCCCUUUCCAUAGAGGGGUCAUAUUAGUUAGUAGGCCAAACCGUUCGGACACUACAGACGUUUCAUGAGAAGACCGAUUUUCAGGAUGUCUCCUGGUCUGACAAACAGCGCUGUAGCUCUGCCACUUUCCAACGCAGAUGCGGAAGGCCAACAUAGGCAGAUGCGGUGAAUUGCGAUACGGCCCAUGCAAGAAACAUCUCUAGCUUAAACUGACCGAUUUUUAUGGGGAUUUUUCUAUGUUCAUUAGAUUGACGGGUGGGUGUGUCAAUAGAGAUUAUAGUGGUAUUGUUUAGACGCAAGCCUCAGCCAGCACCCUUAAGAUACUAGACACUGUAUCACGGGGCGCUUAAAUUUAUAACAAAGGCAAGACCACUCACCCAUCACUGUGAUCUAUAGCAGGUGCUCCCACACUUUUUUACUCAGCUUACUUACACUUUUGCAACUUUCAGGAGUAAGUUGAACGCUGGACUGAGUUCCUUUAGGGACCCCCUGCGCCCCCCAUGCCGAACCCUCGCGUACCCCAGAACCACUGAGUGUACAAAACAUUUGGAACACCUGCUCUUUCCAUGACAUAGAUUAUCCAGACGAAAGCUAUGAUCCCUUAUUGAUGUCACUUGUUAAAUCCACUUCAAUCAGUGUAGAUGAAGGAAAGGAGACAGGUUAAAGAACAAUUUUUAAGCCUCAAUACAAUUGAUACAUGGAUUGUGUAUGUGAGCCAUUCAGAGGGUGAAUGGGCAAGACAACAUUUUUAAGUGCCUUUGAAUGGGGUAUGGUAGUAGGUUGCUAGGCGCACCGGUUUGAGUGUGUCAAGAACUGCAACGCUGCUGGGUUUUUCACGCUCAAACGUUUCCUGUGUGUAUCAAGAAUGGUCCACCCAAAGGACAUCCAGCCAACUUGACACAACUGUGGGAAGCAUUGGAGUCAACAUGGGCCAGCAUCACUGUGGAACGCUUUCCACACCUUGUAGAAUCCAGGACCCAACGAAUUGAGGUUGUUCUGAGGGGAAAAGGGGGUGCAACUAAAUAUUAGGAAGGUGUUCCUAAUGGUUUGUACACUCAGUAUAUAUGACAUGGUGAAGUGGCCCUCUCUUCCUAUGAGAAGGCUGAUGCACUGGUACAUCUUUGUGUACAAAGCAGUGCUUGGAGUAUUGCCUACUUAUCUGUGAUCCUCACUUACAAGGUCAUCACAAACAUACAAGGUCAUCACAAAUUUAGUCUCCGCUCUCAGCUGCUAGGAUCUUUCACGGUACCUAAGGGGCCAGGAUGGAAAUGGAAAAAAUAAAAUGUUCCUAUAAUGCUCCUUGGUCUUGGAACUAGCUGCAAAAUACGUUUUUAUUGAUGUCUGUGUUUCUCAAUGGGCUUUUUCCCCCUGGCUGCAGACGUUUCUGGUGAGAAAGUCGACUACCCUGCAGAGGAAGGUGAUCUCUCUGCGGAUGCACCAGGACUCUGAGACACCCGUCAAAAAUUUCCCUGUGACGGAGUGUCAAUACAGUAAGCACGGCCUGUUAAUUCCUAUCUAUUAUGGAUCUUUAUCAUCCAAAUGUAUCCCCAUAGACCUGUGUUACUAAAUGUAUUGGGUAAAGUGUUAUGAAAUAUAAUGUAAUGUAAUAUUUUAAAUUGUAUAUAACUGCCUUGAUGUUGCAGGACCCCAGGAAGAGUAGCUGGGAUCCUUAAUAAAUACAAAUACAAAUUCUAAUCUUCUCAAUUAUUAGCUUCUCAACACACAAAAAAAGAAUUUUUCCUCUGAUCAUUUGAAUGUUCUAUUUGAAUCUAUUAUAUCCCUUUUGCUCUAAUUUCCCCUUGGGUUUUUCCCCCCUUCUAAAUCAACACCAGUGUUGACGUGUUUCUGUCACAGUACAGUAUGUGGCGUUUCUCUACCUGGGCCUCAACAUUAUUCUCUCUCUACUCGUAAGGUCGAUGCAGAGAGCACUGGGAGUUUCCCCAAGCCUAUUUCCCAAUACUUACCUAGUGAACGUAGGUAUGUGUUAUGCAGUUUAGUCACACAAAGAUUCACUUCUUAAACCAGGCUUUAUAUAGCUGCCUCUCUUUUGAUGUUCUUGGGUUGAAUAGGACAAUCUGAUUUAAGCUAUUUGUUGGGUGUUGUCCCAGAAAAUGGCUGACCAGGUAUUUUGUAUGGUUUCUUUCUUAAUGUGAUGUAGCCUGGUACUUGUGAUGGCCUGUUGCAGCUUGCUCUCUGGUUCUCUGUAAACGGUUGUACUAGGUGUAGGCACACUCAGCCAUGCCAGCCUGCCAGGAAAACACUUACUUCUCUCCUGCAAAAAGCCUCACUGAGCUAGGCAGCUAACUGGGCAUUGUUUGGCUAUGGAACAAUCAUGUUGUUGGAGAGUGGUGACGUUGUCCAUAUGUACACUGAUUGGCUGGGCCUGGCUCCCCAGUUGGUGGGCCUGGCUGCCAAGGGGGUGGGCUUAAGCCCUCCAAGACCCACCCAUGGCUGCACCCCUGCCCAGUCAUGUGAAAUCCAUAGAUUAGGGCCGAAUGUAUUUAUUUCAAUUGACUGAUUUCCUUAUAUGAACUGUAACUCAUUAAAUUAUUUGAAAUUGUUCCAUGUUGCGUUUUUAUAUUUUUGUUCAGUAAAGAUGCUGAUCUUAAGUCCGUUUUUUCCACUAACUUGAGUACUGUUUGAUGCAGCAACAGUCAAGUAUCCAUGCUAGAAAUUUGCUAGAAAAAAUGUAGAGUACUGUAUAUAAAUGUGGACAUAAUGUUUUCACAUUGCACAGCAGACUUUGACAUCCUGUUGCUCUUCUCAAGCUCAGAGUUCGUCCAAGUUAAGCAUUAGUAAUGGAGCUCAGAGUGUGCAGAUGGGGACUGCUCUCGGCUCGCUGGCCUGCAGCUAGCUGAUAUGUCUGGAUUUAACCCACUUCCCCAAUUUCCCCUCUUAAAUGUGAAUCCACAUUAUCUUUCCCCCUCACUCACUCGGCCUCAUUCUUUCUCUUCAUCUUUGUAUCACUUCCUGCAUAACCCAAUCUCAAUUAAAAUGUAAAUUCUCUGUCUUCGUCCAUCCCUCUUUUCCAGAUCUGGGACAGGUUUAUGGGUUAUUAAAGACUUGUUGUAUACAGUUGCCUUUGUGUCUGGCUCUUCAUGCCUUGGCAAAUGAACCAGCAAGGCACCAGAUGUGUACUCCAUUGUCUUAGUAGAGUGACCUUAAACGUGUGAGCAACAGUUUUUCUGCAAAGUUGUCUCUCAGUAGACCAUAAUGGAAUGAAAAACAUUGGGAAACAGUGAUAAGUUAACUACUCGCGAUAAUGCUACUUGUGUGUGUAUGGUAUGUCACUGUAGUUCCCAAGUGAAAACAUCACUCCUUCUCUCAUCUAGGAUUGUUGCCCUGCUGUUGUUCUGAUUAUGGGAAUAGCCUAUGGAAAUGUCUCAUGGUUCCUUAAAUAUAAAUGUCUCCACAGCGUUCUCCUUGGAGGGAUCGGGCCUCAGCUUUGCAGACCUGUUCCGUCUUGUGGCUUUCUGCUGCAUCAGCAGGUAACACACACACACCAAAAAACUGUACCUUUCACAUCCCAGCUAUAAAUCACCUAUUCCUUUUGAAGACAAACACAUGGAGCCCAGAGGUUACUGAAAGAACCAUGAAUCAGUUAAAGUUCAGAGAAUGGCAUUUACUGGGCACCUCAUCAGUUAAUGUUAUAUGAGACUAUUGCACUGUUUUCUUCAAAAACGACCAAUGUCAGUCUAGUCUGCACUAUAACAAUUCCAUUGACUAGUGUUUAGCAAUUAACCAAAAUGUCGUUUUUUUUGUUGGGGUGGGGGGGGUAUUAAACAACUAAUUUACCGACAUCGGCUCAAUUAGUUCAAUUACAUUUAGUUCUGUUUUUUUGUGAGCCCAACACGCAGUUUUUCUAUAGAGAAAUCAAACAAUUCAUGAGAGAAUUUAAGUCGAACUAUGUGGGACGCUGAGUUGAAGGGAGCUGUAGUUUUCAUUUAAGCAAAUAUUUCAGCUAUUUCAGCGCAGAAACAUGUUAAUUAACUCAGUGGCGUGUAUUCAUGGAUGCCAAGGGAAGCCAGGCUUCCCAAAAAAAUUACCAAGAAAAAAACAUGCAUCUUUCGUCUCUCCGUGUUUCAUAAUUUUCCUUACAUUCGCAAGAGGCUGCAUGUACAGUGUCUCACCGGAGAAAGCAUCCGAGCGAGCGAAACAGUGCCCCUCUGUCUAUGUAUGUGUAGGCCAUCUAUCUGAUGCUGUCUGGUCCAAAAUAGAAUGACAUUGCUGUCGCCCAUAGCAUUGAAUGCAAGGGCAGCCAGCGAGCAUUUGGUCAAGCUCAACAGUGAAUGGUCCUGGUGCACCAAAAAAGUGUCAAGGGAAGCCAGUUUGGAUUUGUCGUCACUUCUAUCAAAUUACAUCGAGAUGUCAUUGACAGAAACAACUUGAAUUGUUGCAACCUGUUGUGUUGUUGUCCUCCAGUGGCAAGCUAGCUAGCUAAAAUUGGCCCUUUCCUAAAUUAGCCAUGGAUGGAGAUAGGGUUUUGGACUUGUCGUUUUACUUAAUUCUCCGUACUGGCCAAUGAUUAUAACAGUGAUUCUGAUACAACCAUUAAUUAAUACAUUGUGCCCAUGGCCUGAGAUGAUGGAAGUUCAAUAUGUAGCUAGAUGUAGAAGGCUAAUGUUAACUAGCUAACGUUGCCCAUGGAAGGAAGUUAGGCUAGCGAGCAAGCAUUUUAGCCAGGUAGCCUAAGACAAAAACUAUAUAGUGUGUACUGUAUGACAGAGUGAUAGACCAUUUCGUCAACAUGAAAGAGAGGAUGGCAUUGGCUUUUCUCUAAAAGUAGGGUGAGUCAACAUGUUUUUUCUAAUUGCACAAAUGCGCACGCACACAGAAAUCAGAAACAUGGACAGCCACAUCAUAUUUAGCUUAUGUUGAUUGGACUAAAUAGUUUUUGGUAUCUUUAAGUUGUCACUGUAUUAGACUAAGCAUAAGUGAUUUGAUGAUGUUGAAGCUGAAAUGGUGCUGGAAUAGUGGAGGCAGCUCCUGUUUUCUUUGCGACUUGCGGUAACUCUCCAUGGUUCUAAAGCAAUAGUUGUUUAGUGGUUCGAAAAUGUCGGAAAUAUCAACUUGAUUGUAACUGUUUGUUACAUGCUAUAUGCUUUGUGGACUUCACCGGACAGAGGUUGCGCUCCGGUUUUGUGAUUAAACAAAUGUGGUUGAAUUUAUUCUGCCACUGUCUUCUUAUUGUCUCGGGCCUUAGGCCUAUAUAUCAUGGCCGCAAGGCAUAUGAACUAACAGGUUAUAGCGCAAACAACGCAAUUAUCACAACACAUAGGUUGUAAUAUGACCUUUUUUUUCUGGCUUGGCUUCCCCAGUGAUUUUACCCACGCACCGCUACUGAAUUAACUACAAUGACCAUCAUCCAUUGCGCCUGUUCUUUUCUGGCUCGGACAGAGAUGGAUACACUUUUACGCAUACGCCGCCGCAUGUGAGAGGAAUGUAGACAACACGAGACAGUACGUGAAAGUAUGCCUUAUCUACUUUGAAAAAGUAGUACAAAUAUUGUAAUACAGCUCUCCAGCAUACUUAGGCAGGCUAGCCUAGGAUGACUAAAGACAGUACAGUACAGAGAGACAUUAGAUGGUUGUCUGGCUGGCCAACCUGGUCUCAGAGCAUUUCAUAUUAUUCUGUACGUAAAUCCGAGACACUCCAUUUAGUAUGAUAUGUUACUAAUUACAAUUCGUAUUAUAUGUUACAAAUUUGCAUAAUGUACAAUAUGUUACGAAUUAGCAAAACUUACGAUAUGUUACGAAUUUGCUAAACGUAUGAUAUGUUACAAAUUCUAGCUAGGUGGUUAAUGUUAGCUAGGAUAGGGGUUAAGGUUAAAUUUAGGAGUUAGGUUAGUGGCUUACGGUUAGGGGAAGGGUUAGCUAAAAGGGUUAGGGUUAGCUAAUAUGCUAAGUAGUUGCAAAGUAGCUAAAAAUUAGCAAGUAGUUGAAAAGUAGUGAAUUAGCUCAUGCUAAAGUUGUCCAUGAUGAGAUUCAAACUCACAACCUUUGGGUUGCUAGAUGCCCACCCACCCGCCCCAACCAACCACCCACCCUACUAUGUAACCAUCUGUCUUAUGUAACCAUACCAAACGUGACAUAUCAUACAAAUUUCAGUGUCCCGGAUUUACGUUUCCUAUGUUACAUCUAGUCAAUGAGACCAGGCUGGGCUGGCUGGCUGCUACUGCCUGAGCAGAGAUGAGAUUACUUUAAGGAAUGAAAAAUUAUAAAGUCAUCAAAUAAAACUAAGUAAUGUACAGAACUGAAAUAUUUUAUUAUUUCAUAGUAAUUUCCUAUUUUGCUAUGUGGACCUGAAAGAGACAAUGGAAUAUUUUCAAUGUUUUGGCAAUUGAUGUUCACUAUUUUUGGCUUUGGAAUUUCCAUUAAAAAGCUCUAAUCAUUUUAUUGUCAUUAUUUCAUAAUGCAUUUAAUGUGUAAAAAAAAAUCAUAGAAAUCGAAAACCAUAAUUAUUUUAACCGAACAGUCCUCAAAAAGCACUUAUCGCUCAGCACUACCAUUUUUUACGUUGGUUUGGUUUGUAUACAAGGGGUCACGAAAGGCCUUUUCUUUUGAAACUCGAGGCUAUUCAAGCUAUGCUAAUAAUCUUGGAUAAAACUUCGAGGUUGUGCUUGAUUGAAAACAUAUUCCUGUCUGGUGGUGGUGAAUGGCAACAUGACAAGGCCACAAAUCAACAUGGGGGAGACAAGCAGGAAUUGUCUAUGAGGAAGAAGACAGGCCUUGUACUGUCUGUAGCUUGUGUUUACAUAUGGAGACAGGAACAAAACCGCAAAAACAAAACACAAGGGGUCGAAGAUGAUCAUGAACUUCGAGUGUACAGUAUUUUGACUGACUUUGAGCCAAAUGUGUGCAUGGCUAUAAGAUCUCAAUUCUGUUGUGAAUAGCAGCCUGACUCUGCUCUCUGAACGAUGUUGGUUACAUUUGUUGCCAUGAUUAUGUUUGUCUUAGUCAAUUAGAGCUUAAGAAAUGUUCACAAACUUCAGACUUGUAAAAGUUAUUUGAGACACAGGAAGAAACAGGGUGGGGUGCUGAGCCUCUUGGCCUGUGCUUGACCCUACUAAGGCUCGCUCGCUCUCUCUCUAGCUCGCUCUUAUUUAUUUAUUUAUAGUACCAGUCAAAAGUUUGGACACACCUACUCACUCCAGGGUUUUUAUUUAUUUUUACUAUUUUCUACAUUGUAGAAUAAUAGUGAAGACAUCAACACUAUGAAAUAACACAAAUGGAAUCAUGUAGUAACCAAAAAAGUGUUAAACAAAUCAAAAUAUAUUUUAUAUUUGAGAUUCUUCAAAGUAGCCACCCUUUGCCUUGAUGACAGCUUUGCAUUCUCUCAACCAGCUUCAUGAGGUAGUCACCUGGAAUGCAUUUCAAUUAACAGGUGUGCCUUGUUUAAAGUUAAUUUGUGGAAUUUCUUUCCUCCUUAAUGCGUUUGAGCAAAUCAGUUGUGUUGUGACAAGGUAGGGGUGGUAUACAGAAGAUAGCCCUAUUUGGAAAAAGUCCAUGUUAUGGCAAGAACAGCUCAAAUAAGCAAAGAGAAACGACAGUCCAUCAUUACUUUAAGACAUGAAGGUUAGUCAAUCCCGAAAAUGUCAAGAACAUUGAAAGUUUCUUCAAGUGCAGUCGCAAAAACCUAGCGCUAUGAUGAAACUGGCUCUCAUGAGGACCGCCACAGGAAAGAAAGACCCAGAGUUACCUCUGCUGCAGGGGAUACGUUCAUUAGAGUUACCAGCCUCAGAAAUUGCAGCCCAAAUAAAUGCUUCACAGAGUUCGAGUCACAGACACAUCUCAACAUCAACUGUUCAGAGGAGACUGCGUGAAUCAGUCCUUCAUGGUCGAAUUGCUGCAAAGAAACCACUACUAAAGGACACCAAUAAUAAGAAGAGACUUGCUUGGGCCAAGAAACACGAGCAAUGGACAUUAGACCGGUGGAAAUCUAUCCUUUGGUCUGAUGAGUCCAAAUUUGAGAUUUUUGGUUCUAACCGCCGUGUCUUUGUGAGAUGCAGAGUAGGUGAACGGAUGAUCUCCACAUGUGUGGUUCCCACCGUGUAGCAUGGAGGAGGAGGUGUGAUGGUGUGGGGGUGCUUUGCUGGUGACACUGUAGGUGAUUUGUUUAGAAUUCAAGGCACACUUAACCAGCAUGGCUACCAUGCCAUCCCAUCUGAUUUGCGCUUAGUGGGACUAUCAUUUGUUUUUAAACAGGACAAUGACCCAACACACCUCCAGGCUGUGUAAGGGCUAUUUGACCAAGAAGGAGAGUGAUGGAGUGCUGCAUCAGAUGACCUGGCCUCCACAAUCACACGACCUCAACCCAAUUGAGAUGGUUUGGGAUGAGUUAGACCGCAGAGUGAAGAAAAAGCCGCCUACAAGUGCUCAGCAUAUGUGGGAACUCCUUCAAGACUGUUGGAAAAGCAUUCCAGGUGAAGCUGGUUGAGAGAAUGCCAAGAGUGUGCAAAGUUGUCAUCAAGGAUACUUUGAAGAAUCUAAAAUAUAAGUAACACUUUUUUGGUUACUACAUGAUUCCACAUGUUAUUUCAUUGUUUUGACGUCUUCACUAUUAUUCUACAAUGUAGAAAAUAGUAAAAAUAAAGAAAAACCCUUGAAUGAGUAGGUGUGUCCAAACUUCUUACUGGUACUGUAUAUAAAUACAUACAUACAUACAGUGCCUUCGGAAAGUAUUCAGACCCCUUGACUUUUUCCACAUUUUGUUACGUUAGUCUUAUUCAAAAAUUGAUUUAAAUUGUUUUAAUCAGACAAUACCCCAUAAUAACACAUUUUUGCUAAUGUAUACAAAAAUAAAAAAGGGAAUACGACAUUUACAUAAGUAUUCAGACCCUUUACUCAGUACUUUGUUUAAGCACCUUUGGCAGUGAUUAGAGCAUCGAUUAUUCUUGGGUAUGACGCUACAAGCAUGGCACACCUGUAUUUGGGGAGUUUCUCCCAUUCUUCUGUGCAGAUCCUCUCAAGCUCUGUCAGGUUGAAUGGGGAGCGUUAUUGCACAGCUAUUUUCAGGUCCCUCCAGAGAUGUUAGAUCGGGUUCAAGUCCAGGCUCUGGCUGGGCCACUCAAGGACCUUCAGAGACUUGUCCCGAAGCCACUCCUGCAUUGUCUUUGCUGUGUGCUUAGGGUCGUUGUCCUUUAGAAAGGUGAACCUUCGACCCAGUCUGAGAUCCUGAGCGCUCUGGAGCAGGUUUUCAUCAAGGAUCUCUCUGUACUUUGCUCCGUUCAUCUUUGCCUCGAUCCUGACUAGUCUCCCAGUCCCUGCCGCUGAAAAACAUCCCCACGGCAUGAUGCUGCUACCACCAUGCUUCACCGUAGAGAUGGUGGCCAGGUUUCCUCCAGACGUGACGCUUCGCAUUCAGGCCAAAGAGUUCAAUCUUGGUUUCAUCAGAGCAGAGAAUGUUGUUUCUCAUGGUCUGAGAGUCUUUAGAUGCCUUUUGGCAAACUCCAAGUGGGCUGUCAUGUGCCUUUUACUGAGGAGUUGCUUCCGUCUGGCCACUCUACCAUAAAGGCCUGAUUGGUGGAAUGCUGCAGAGAUGGUUGUACUUCUGGAAGUUCUCCCAUCUCCACAGAGGAACUCUAGAGCUCUGUCAGAGUGACCAUCAGGUUCUUGGUCACCUCCCUGACCAAGGCCCUUCUCCCCCGAUUGGCCAGCUCUAGGAAGAGUCUUGGUGGUUCCAAACUUCUUCCAUUUAAGAAUGAUGGAGGCCACUGUGUUCUUGGGGACCUUCAAUGCUGCAGAAAUGUUUUGGUACCCUUCCCCAGAUCUGUGCCUCGACACAAUCCUGUCUCGGAGCUCUACGGACAAUUCCUUCGACCUCAUGGCUUGGUUUCUGUUCUGACUUGGUUUGCACUGUUAACUGUGGGACUUUAUAUAGACAGGUGUGUGCCUUUCCAAAUCAUGUCCAAUCAAUUUGUAGAAACAUUUCAAGGAUGAUCAAUGGAAACAGGAUGCACCUGAGCUCAAUUGUGAGUCUCAUUUUGUUUACAUUUGCACAACUUUCUAAAAACCUUUCACUUUGUCAUUAUGGGGUAUUGUGUGUAGAUUGCUGAGGAUUUGUAUUUAUUUAAUCCAUUUUAGAAUAAGGCUGUAACAUAACAAAAUGUGAAAAAUGUAAAGGGGUCUGAAUAUUUUCUGAAGGCUCGCUCUGUCUGUCUGUCUGUCACUCACUCACUCACGACAAACACUAGUUAUGGAAGGGCUGUUUGGUCACCCUAAUGAAUUGACUCACAGCAGGGACAGGGAUUAAUUCCCUCUUUCUAUCUCUUUCUUUCUAUCUCUCUCAUUCAUCUCACAUAUUGACUCUUGUCUGCCUCUCUCUUAGGGAUGUCUUGCCAUUCACUCUAAAGCUUCCUGAAGCCAUCUCUGCAGCCAGGACGCCAACAGACUUGGAGGAGGUGGCCAAGCUAGGAGCAGGUGAGUGUCCACUAGACUGAUACUGUACAUUUGUAUCGAUAAUGCAUAUCUGAAGCAUGAAGAUUAAAAGUGUAACCUCACUCUGUAGCUGGAUGGUCAUUGACUACCUGCUAGUUGACUGUAGUCGCUUUAGAAAAGUUUUGUGAGUACCUUAGGUCUAAUCCCACAUGCGUUCUGUUUAAAACCAAGCAAAUGUUCUUCUUCUGGCUGUUCUUGUAAAUCACAUUUAACCACAUUUCUCCAAGUUAAAUUAGUAAAAGCCCAAAAUGACAUGGCUCCAUGAGUCACCCAUAGGAACAAUGCCUCUCUGAGGCCCAAAUCAGUGCUGCUUGGCUGGGCACAUGAUCAGGGGAGCACUGGAGCCCUGGAACCCUGAGUAGGCCUCACUGUGGUCUUAGACCUCUAACUCAGUCACUGUGCAAUGUGCUCUCUGUACCAAAGCUGUAAUUUCGCUCUGCAUCUGAAAGAGCCAAUGUAUAGGCCUAUACUAGCCUUGUUGACACACUGAUUUGAUAACAUACUUCCUUUGGUGUGGUUUCGAGUGAUCUUCACACACAACAGGCCCACUGUGUAGCUUUUCCCUCUGAUGAACAUGAGGAGACUGCAUUGAGACUUAAACAAUGCUUGGGUUUGUCUGUGUGUUGAGGUAGAUGCGCGUCAGUGAAGGUUCACAUGGAUUUGAAUGACGUUCAUAUAGGUGACCAUGCUCGAUGAGCCGUGUGUAGGUAGGCUAUGUCGCGUCACUAAAAUAUGGCUUUGGACAUAACAAAAGACACCAGUGCUGAGUUAUGACGUCUGGAUCGGUAACCGUACCUGUGACAUGGGUCUGAUUCAAUACAGUGGGGCUGUGUCAAUCUAUGCUUCAGAGAAAGUAUACUUUCUUUCAUUCUGUCUGUCUAUUCAGCCAUUUGUCUGGUUAACAGACCAGCAGAAGAUGAGUUUGAUUGAAAAAGAAGUGCACAGUAGCUGGACAUACUAGCAGAUGCUUGAUAAAUACGUUUUUCAAGCAGUGAACCAUUAGCAGACAUUUCUCUUUCUUUACCAAGAGGCUGAACUUUGGCAGUAUUUAUUCACUCUGUCAUCAGCUGCCUGUAUUUCAGGUUUCGCUCGCCUCAUAGUCCUCAGCUCACCCUAGAUUUUCCCAGCUGACAGUUUUAGACCAGAACAUUUCCUCAUUAGGCCACACCCUCCCAGUGCCUCAGGUGUGUUACCUGUGAGACAAGAUUAUCAAAUAAUGUAGCUAGCUAGCUAGUGUAACCAACUCGCUGUCAUCAACAACACCAGGCACAGUCUCCACGUUUGAACGUGUGUCUAGAGUUGGAUGUAAUCCAGAUCCUGGCCAUCUGAUUGUUUAACAACUUUACGGAAGCCCAUUUUCACUAGAGUAACUAUUUUCCGAUCAAUAUGUGCAUUGCAGAUUAAGCUACUGCCAAAGAUACACUGUGUUGUCUGGUGAAUUAGUUUCGCAUGGCCCGAUUUGCCGGUGUGUGGGUUUGCUCCUUUAAAACCAUUCCAUUGGUCUUCCUAAGGAGAGGUGCCUGCCUGCCCGGGGUACCUGGCCAUGCAAAGCGAACUUGCCCAGUCUUUUCCCAGAAAAUGUGGUGCCACCACGUGUUAAUAGGCAAAAGAGGGCAUGAAUUGUUGAUAUAAUUGUAAUCUAAAACAACCCCCACAUGACGUAUUCACUUGCCAAACUCCAUUUUGGAUGAGACUUUAUGACCAAAAUUAUCCUAUCCUAUUUACACAUUGUAGUCAAUUUUGACACCUAUAAUUAAUGUUUCUGACUCAUAUGGAUGCCACACAGGCCGUUUAAAACCAGAGGGAAGAGUGCCCCCUACUGGCCCUCCAAUACCACUUCCAGCAGUAUCUGGUCUCACAUCCAGGGAUUGACCAGCACCGACCCUGCUUAACUUCAGAGGCAAGCCAGCAGUGGGAUGCAGGGUGGUAUGCUGCUGCCACCACGUCUUCUCAGAACUUUUAUCAGAAAUAUCAAAGAUCAAAUACCACUGUGCUAUCGUUGACAACGAACAAAAAUGGACUGUAAAAGUAACUGAUUCAGAAAACGGAAGAGCUGCUUAAUGAAACAAUAACGACGAACAAAAAUUGACUGUAAAAGUAACUGAUUCAGAAAACUAAGAGCUGCUUAAUGAAAGAAUAACGAAAAACAGCAAAGAAAAAUAAGUCUGGAGGAGGAGUGGGGUAGGAAAAACCUUGACUGAGAGCUGGCGCGCGAGUGAGGGAGUGACUGGGGGAGGAGAGAAUGCUGUGUUGACAUUCAGCCCCUACGUACUCAUUUAGCAUGUGUGAGUCAUAACAUAGUCAGUGUGUGAGACAAGACAGCAAGGCUGGACAGAGGCAGCAGUGUGCUCUAAAGUUCUCACACUAGUAAAACUACGAUAAGCUCAAAUCGGAGCUGGUCUUUGUCUGCUGUAAAUUGAUGUGAGUACAGUAAGUCAAUGUUUCUCUGCUCUUACAUUGUGAUGUGACCGUUGGCUGUGUCUGGUACGGCUUUGUCUUUUAUUGUUCUAUAGAGUCUGUCUAGUACAGCUCUGUUGUAUGAGCACUUCAGUUGGACGUGUCUCAUAUAGCAGUAGGUUUAGUUCUGUCAUAGAGUAUCAUUGUUUUGGUAUAUGGCUUUGGUUGCUAAGUCGGUGUCUGUGUACAGUAGUGUCCAGCGAUGUUCUUCGUAAAUCCUUUAUGGUUAUAUCGUACUGAUUGGAACGUUUCUGUUUUGGCAUUAUGCCGGUAUGGUUGUAUUUAUUUGCAACAAUGCUCUUGUGAUGUAGCUAAUAGGCACUGGCAACGUGGUAUGAUAACAGUAGCUUAAUUGACUCGAUGGUGUUAUGUUGAUGUGUAUUGACAUUGUUGUGUCUACUUCUUCUCAGUAGCUGCAUCAGUGUUAAUAUCAGGCUAUUGUAGCCUCGAUUUAAAAGGGAUAGUUCAGGAUUUAUCUACUUCCCCAGAGUCAGAUUAACUCCUCGAUACCAUUCAAUUUGUAUGUAUCUGCUCCAGUGGACAUUUUAGCAUGUAAAUCUUGGUGGGGCAAACUCAAACAUAAAAAAAAAAAAAUGCAUGCCCACAACACAACACUAAACAAUUCAUUAAUUGCACUAUGACAGUGACAAACGGUGCACACAAACUGUUAGGACCAACAGCAGUCCCAACACCUUAACACUGCUACACCUGGCUAUCAGCAGAUCCUUGACUGGCAGCAAAACACUUUCAGCUGAUUUGGCUGACUUGCUUAAACAAAUGUGGUUUCUACUGACAAUUGAGAUGUACAAACUAUGGCAUAAGGGGACGACGAGCGGAUAAGAGGCAAUCUGUAAUUUCGAUUAAGACAUUAAUGAGCGAGCUAGGACGGACGUAGUCAAUAUAACUAUUUGUUCAGCACUUUUGAAAUGUACAGCGACAGAAUUCAGAACAUGGGCUGUUCUUACAGUAUUGUCCCUGUACACCAAGUCAGAACCAUAGGAUAAAUAAAGGGGGCAUAUAAACAGACAAUGAAAGCUCUUACAAUAUUCGAUUAUGCCAUUUCUCUAAAAUAGGUUAUAGGCUACAUGUUCACCACCAAGUCAGAACAGAAGGUGAAAUUAAGAAUGGGAAAGGGACCAAAUUAUUAGGGUGAGGCACAUUGGUUACUAACAUAGCUACAGUAUACAUAUCUCCCUGGCAUAUUACAUCAUUUAUACAGCAGCAUACAAUACAUUUAUGGACUCACCUUGUUGUGCGGCGGUCCUUUGUGGGCAAAUUUAGUCAUCAAACUUUGCCAUCAAAGUCUGGCAUUCUCUGGAUUUAUGGUGCUUUCAAGACAACUGGGAACUCUAAAAACAAAAAAACAAGGCCAAAUCAUGACGUCAGUGAUCUUCAGGUCGGAGCUCUAGAAAGAGGCCCGAGUUCCCGACUUGCAAUUCUGAGUUGGAUGACCGUUCAAAACUUAUUUUCCCAGUCAGAGCUCGUUUUUUUCCAGAGUUCCGAGUUUCCAGUUUUGAACGUGGCAGAAGUCAUGCUGGAUUGACAGCAUGGCCAAUGUUGAAUGUUUAUAAUUUUUUUGUUUGUUUUUGUACCCCUCUUUUUCUCCCCAAUUUUGUGAUAUCCAAUUGCGAUCUUGUCUCAUCGCUGCAACUCCCUAACGGGCUCGGGAGAGGCGAAGGUCGAGUCAUGCGUCCUCCGAAACAUGACCCGCCAAACCGCGCUCCAUAACACCCGCCCGCUUAACCCGGAAGCACUAAUGUGUCGGAGGAAACACCGUUCAACUGACGACCGAAGUCAGUCUGCAGGCGCCCGGCCCGCCACAAGGAGUCGCUAGAGCGCGAUGAGCCAAGUAAAGCCCCCCCCCUGCCUUACUCAAGAAAGCAAAAAAGAGACCAUGUUUGUAUGCGGCUUUAUUAACUCAAUGAUUUAUUUUUAUUUGUAUUGUUUGAAAACUGACGUGACCCAUAUUAAUACGAAAAUAACAUGAAAAACAUAUUUAUUUAGCUGAACAGGUGGGGCUCAAAUCAGGUGCCCUGAAUGACGGGUCGCCACUGAUCUGCUCCAAUAUGAGGGAAGUUACAGGUAGUUUCGCGAGCCAAUGCUAGCUGUUCCUGUAGACUUCCAGUCAUUGCGCUAAAGAAUGUUAGCAACUUCUGAAUGCAGAGACAUAAAAAUGGUAUCCACAAAUUCAUCUUAUACUGGGGAAGUACAGUACCAGUCAAAAGUUUGAACACACCUACUCAUUCCAGGGUUUUUCUUUAUUUGUACUGUUUCUCUACGUUGUAGAAUAAUAGUGAAGAUAUCAAAACUAUGAAAUAACACAUAUGGGAUCAUGUAGUAACCAAAGAAGUGUUAAACAAAUCAAAAUAUAUUUUAUAUUUGAGAUUCUUCAAAUAGCCACCCUUUGCCUUGAUGACAGCUUUGCACACUCUUGGCAUUCUCUCAACCAGCUUCAUGAGGUAGUCACCUGGAAUGCAUUUCGAUUAACAGGUGUGCCUUGUUAAUUUGUGGAAUUUAUUUCCUUAAUGCGUUUGAGCUAAUCCGUUGUGUUGUGACAAGGUAGGGGUGGUAUACAGAAGAUAGCCCUAUUUGGUAAAAGUCCAUAUUAUGGCAAGAACAGCUCAAACGACAGUCCAUCAUUACUUUAAGACGUGAAGGUCAGUCAAUCCGAAAAUUCAAGAACUUUGAAAGAAACCAUCAAGCGCUAUGAUGAAACUGGUUCUCAUGAGGACCACCACAGGAAAGGAAGACCCAGAGUUACCUCUGCUGCAGAGGAUAAGUUCAUUAGAGUUACCAGCCUCAGAAAUUGCAGCCCAAAUUAAUGCUUCACAGAGUUCAAGUAACAGACACAUCUCAACAUCAACUGUUCAGAGGAGACUGCGUGAAUCAGGCCUUCAUGGUCGAAUUGCUGCAAAGAAACCACUACUAAAGGAUACCAAUAAGAAGAGACUUGUUUGGGCCAAGAAACGCGAGCAAUGGACAUUAGACUGGUGGAAAUCUGUCCUUUGGUCUGAUGAGUCCAAAUUUGAGAUUUUUGGUUCCAACCGCUGUGUCUUUGUGAGACGCAGAGUAGGUGAACGGAUGAUCUCUGCAUGUGUGGUUCCCACAGUGAAGCAUGGAGGAGGAGGUGUGGGGGUGCUUUGCUGGUGACACUGUCAGUGAUAUAUUUAGAAUUCAAGGCACACUUAACCAGCACGGCUACCACAGCAUUCUGCAGCGAUACGCCAUCCCAUCUGGUUUGGGCUUAGUGGGACUAUCAUUUCUUUUUCAACAGGACAAUGACCCAAAACACACCUCCAGGGCUAUUUGACCAAGGAGAGCGAUGGAGUGCUGCAUCAGAUGACCUGGCCUCCACAAUCACCCGACCUCAACCCAAUUAACAUGGUUUGGGAUGAGUUGGACCGCAGAGUGAAGGAAAAGCAGCCAACAUAUGUGGGAACUCCUUCAAGACUGUUGGUAAAGCAUUCCAGGUGAAGCUGGUUGAGAGAAUGCCAAGAGUGUGCAAAGCUGUCAUCAAGGCAAAGGGUGGCUAUUUUGAAGAAUCUCAAAUAUAUUUUGAUUUGUUUAACACUUUUUUGGUUACUACAUGAUUCCAUAUGUGUUAUUUCAUAGUUUUGCUGUCUUCACUAUUUUUCUACAAUGUAGAAAAUAGUAAAAAUAAAGAAAAACCCUUGAAUGAGUAGGUGUGUCCAAACUUUUGACUGGUACUGUAUAUAAAGGGCCUCAUUGCCAAAAUCCUGAACUAUCCAUUUAAUGUAGAACAGUUACUUUGUGUUGAUAUUAUAUUACAGUAUCAUGUUACCCUGAUGUUUCGCUGUUGUGUAAUAUCAGGAUGACUCCGACAGCGUUUGACCAGUAAUGUUAUUGUGAGUUAGGUAAUGUUGCCGUAAUAUUGGCAUGAUGUUAAUGUAAAGUUAGUGUUAUGUUACAGUAAUGUUGCUGUUUUAGUGUCUGAUCCUCUCUCUCUCCUGCAGGAUUCUGUGACUCUGAACAUUGCCGUAGGAGGAGUUCUGUCUCCUGGUUGUCCAGGACAACCACCCACGACCAAUCACCUAGCCUGAGGCAGAGAUCUGUUUCCACACCCCUGGUCACCCGCACCCCGUCCCAGCUGGAGUGUUCCCAGUCCAAUAGGGCUCUCUGCUUCAUCAACCCCCUUUUCCUAAAGGUUCACCACCCAGAGGGGGGCAACCACACCCCUCCCUCCUCCACCAGCCACAACAACAACCCCCAGCACCUAAACAACAACAGUACAACUACAGCUACAACUGUACACGUACAACAACAGCACUGUACCAGCAACCCAGAGCAACUUAACGACAGCCCUCAACCCCAUAGCGACAGCCCUCAGAGUGAUAGCCCUGGCAACAGCCCCCAGCAUCAUAACAGCUGUGUAAGUGUGAGCGUGAGCCUGGCUAACAGAGUUUCCCGCCCGCCACCUCCUCGCCCCCCACCUCCCUGCUGUGCCCCCCUUCGCCCUGCCUCCCCUCAACGGCCAGCACAGCAUGCCUGAGAAGAUAUCCUGGAUCAACCCGCCCAAAGAGCCGGAGAGGGUGGGAGAGAGGGAGAAAGGAGGAGAGGGAGAAAGGAGGAGAGAGGGAGAAGGGCAGUAGACUUCUCUCCCGCCUGGGCUCCUCUCUCAGCAUCAGCCCUUCCUCUCCUUUCCUCUCCUCCUCUUCCUCUUUCCUCUCAUCCACCCCUCCCAAGAAGCUCAGCAUCAGUGCCCCCAUCUCCAUCCCCCUGUCCCUCCCCUCCCCAAGUGACGUCGACUGCCAUCUUGCUCUCGAUGACCAGACUAUUGAGAAUGCCAUAUCUCUCAGUCUGGCUAAGCUGUCACUGAGAAACACCACCACCCCCGAUGACAACACAGAGGGAAACAGUCCGUCCACUCAAGACCAAGCCCGCACCCGCCGAGAGGAAGGAGGAGGAAGUGGAAGAGGCGGAAGAGAAGGGGACUGCGUCCAGCGCCUGAGCGACAUGAGCCUUUCCACCGACUCCUCCACUGACUCAGUAGACUUGUCCCAGGGCUUCUUCCCCCCACUCCCUGAACCCAGCCCACCCACCACCAAUAACCUGGUGCUGCCCCUCCUCACCCACCCCUACAGCAGCAUGGAGGAAGACGAUGAUGACGAAGACGAAGCGGACUUCGGCGUGAGCCUGGAGAACGACCAAGACCAGGACCUGACCCUCACCCCUCCCGGGCUGCGCACCAAACGGCGAGCCAGUGCCGGGGCCAUGGUCAUCCAGCGGGCCCUCAGGGGCCACCUCCGUAAGAUGAGUGGAAUGUUCAACUCCCUCCUAACCCCUGAGAAACGGGCCAUACAGAGAGUCCUGGAGCUGUCCAGGGAUAAGGGCUCAUACUUUGGCUGCCUAGUGCAGGACUACCUGAGCUUCCUGCAGGAGGGAGGGGGCAGCCAGGCCUGGCAGUGCCACACUUCAGGGCUGGAGCUGCUGCAGACGCUACGCCAGUUUAUCACCCAGAUGAAGAGCUACCUGCGGCAGAGCUCUGAGCUGGAGCCCCCCAUCGAGUCACUCAUCCCAGAGGACCAAAUCGGUGAGUGGGGAGGGGUGUGUGCAAAUAUGUGUUUUUUAUGUUGUCAAAUAGUAGCAGAAAUGUUGUAUAUCAGACCAAUUAAUGUUGAUUACUGUUGCUAGUUGCUAAUUUGCUAGACGUCACAGUAAAAAUGUACGUUGAACUUCGAAGUUGUUCCAUUGUCAUCUUUGAAAUGGUUAAUUAGUUGACAUUGCCACAACCAAACAGCUAAUGAAAAUAUUAAACUAUCAGAUAUGAAAAUAUACAAACUGGACAAGACUGUGUAUGCCUAUAGACAGGGCGAGAGCAGCUCAGUAUGCAAGUCUGUACGCAUGUGUGUGUGAGCUGGCCAUUGUGGUCAGGAUGAUAUAUUUUUGUACCUUGAUUUUGACAGGGAAGUCCUGUAUCAAAUCUACACCAAUAUAUACACGAAAAGCAAAACAUAAUCAUAGAAAACAAACACAUUCUUCACUAAAAAGGUCCUCAGACUUUUGAAUUGCCGUAGAGGCACCAAUUCAUCCAAUUUUAGAGAGCCUUGGAGAUUAUUCCACAAGUAAGGUGCAAAAACACUAAAAGCAGAUUUAUGUAACUCCGUGGAGAUGGAAGGGAUCUCCAGAGUUAGCCAUCCCCGAUACCGGGUCUGGUAUCUCAUACAUCUCUGUAAGCAACAAUGAAGUAAGGUACGGCGAAAGUUCAUGCAGAAGGGCUUUAUAAACAAGAAGAGUGCAAUGCAUCGAUCUACGAGACUUCAAAGAGGGCCAGCCUACUUUUUGAUACAGAAUGCAGUGAUGUGUACUGAACCAAUUUACAGUUCUUUGUAACACUGGCAUGUCAAACACCUGCCUAGGGGAGGGGCUUAAAAAUAGGCCAAGGUAUUCAUGUGUGGGCAUUAUUGGGGUUGGAAACUGGCUCAAAUUGUAAACAGUGAAAACAAAGCCUUUUUCGGCUAGAGGAUAAUUCUGUGAACUAGCUAACAUGAACUAACCUGUUCCCACUGGUCCUUUGGAAAGCGUUGGCAGGGGAAGAAGACAGAAUAUUGUGAAGCAGUAACACACAUGGGAGGCAUCUUUGAUCCAUGCACAACCAUUCUCCUGUUUGCCAGGAACAAUCAUCAGAGCGAUGUCACUCUUUAAGACAAAGACAGUAAAUCAUUCUGGUUUCUUAAAUAUUCUUGAUUGACAACUAAUCUAAGAAUUUCAUAGGCUACAUCACAAUUACUUUUUCUGCAGUGUUUGAUAUCGGAGUUGUUUCGCAAUGUAUUUGUAGCAGCAGAAAGUGUUUUCAGUUUAGCUGAAUGAAUUCUCUCUCCAGAUGUGCUUCAGUGGCUGUUUGCCAUGUAGGCACCCUCUCCCAUGUGACCAUUACUUCUCUUCGCUCUCCUCUUUCUAUCCCUCUCUCCAUCUCUCCCACUCCUCCAAUCACAGAUAAAACCUUUAUUGCGAGCCCCUAAAUCUCUCUCCCUCUUUUUCUCUCCCUCUCUUACUGUGUUGACAACACUCGCAUAUGUCUCUGGGUGUGUGAGGAAAGAGCAUGGAGAGAGGAGAAUGGGGACCCUUGUCUCUUUAACCAACAUAGCAGUUUUUUUCCUUCUAUUGCCUUCAUUUCUAUGCUCAGUGCCAAGUUGAGCAAUAUAAUGUUUUGAAGCUCUGUUUGUGAGGAGUUUGCGGAAGGGAGACGUUAUUGCCCAAUUCCAAAUGGAAUGUUUGCGCUGUGUGUGUUUGCUGCUCUUUGACGCACAUUGAGGCUAUAUGUCACUGUGGUGGCACGAUCAGUGUGGGAUGUGUGAAUGGAUUCACUUCUCCUCUCCAGCUCUGUCUGCCUGUUUGUCUACUUGCCUGUACAUAACAGUACAUAACUCAGGUCCACGUGGAAGCUCUGCAGGGAGGAUGUUUUGAGUGAGAUUAGGGGCGAGGGAGGAUGUUUUUGUGGGAGGAUGUUUAUUGGAAGUGGAAGGGCCCUCUUAGAUAGUACAAACUGCAUGUUUGCAUAAGUUUGUGUGGUUGGAAAGUAGCCCCCCCAUAAAUAAGUGUGUGACCUUGGCUGGUGAUAACUCAUUCCUAAGUGGGCUUGCGCCUCUGUGUCUCUAUCUGUCCUCUCUGUCACACCAUACCACACCACUCAUCACUUACUUACUGUAGGUGUAACCGGUGUGAAAUGGCUAGCUAUUUAGCAGUGCGCGCUAGUAGCGUUUCAAUUGGUGACGUCACUCGCUCUGAGACCUUGAAGUAGUUGUUUCCCUCUCCUUGCCCCAACCUGGGCUUUUGUGGAGCAAUAGUUCAUUAUGCUUCGAGGGUGACUAUUGUCGAUGUGUGCAGAGGGUCCCUGGUUCAAGCCCAGGUUGGGGCAAGGAGAGGGACAGAAGCAAUACUGUUUACAUAGGGUCAACACACAUUGACCUCCCAACUUCUCUAAAGACUAGUGAUGGGGGAAAAAUCUAUACAGUUACAUAUCGGGAUAUAACUUUCUGACAAUAUAUCGUAUAGUUUUGACAAUAUUGCAAUAUUAUUUUAAAGCUAGUUGGCUGUACCAGAACUCCAGUAUUUUUCCUUCAUACCUUGUUCUCCAUCUUCUUUUUAAAUAGGGAGCCGAUUCAUUUUCAGCACUUUUUUCCCCAUGACCGAUCAAAACUCGUUUUCUCAUGGCUCUCUCUUGUCCCUGCAGCAGACAUAUGGUGAGCAAUAUGUUUGGAACAUCGAAAUCACAGUAUCGAAUCGCAAUACAUAUGGUAUCGGCACCUAAGUAUUGUGAUUGUAUCGUGAUAAUAUUGUAUUGUGAUGUCCCUGGCAAUUCCCAGCACUACUAAAGCAUUUACACAUCUAGCAUGUGCUAUAGCCUAUAAGCCAUACAGUGAGGGGAAAAAAGUAUUUGAUCCCCUGCUGAUUUUGUACGUUUGCCCACUGACAAAGACAUGAUCAGUCUAUAAUUUUUAUGGUAGGUUUAUUUGAACAGUGAGAGACAGAAUAACAACAAAAAAAUCCAGAAAAACGCAUGUCAAAAAUGUUAUAAAUUGAUUGCAUUUUAAUGAGGGAAAUAAGUAUUUGACCCCUCUGCAACAUUUUACAUUUACAUUUUAGUAGACGCUCUUAUCCAGAGCGACUGUAUGCGAGUGCAUACAUUUUUAUUUUAUUUUUUUCAUACUGGCCCCCCAUGGGAAUCGAACCCACAACCCUGGCAUUGCAAACACCAUGCUCUACCAACUGAGCUACAUCCCUGCCGGCCAUUCCCUCCCCUACCCUGGACCAAUUGUGCGCCGCCCCAUGGGUCUCCCGGUCGCGGCCGGCUACGACAGAGCCUGGAUUCGAACCAGGAUCUCUAGUGGCACAGCUAGCACUGCGAUGCAGUGCCUUAGACCACUGCGCCACAUGACUUAGUACUUUGUGAUUGCCAACAAGGGUUUUGCCACCGAGGUCAGACGUUUCUUGUAGUUGGCCACCAGGUUUGCACACAUCUCAGGAGGGAUUUUGUCACACUCCUCUUUGCAGAUCUUCUCCAAGUCAUUAAGGUUUUGAGCCUGACGUUUGGCAACUCGAACCUUCAGCUCCCUCCACAGAUUUUUAACGGGAUUAAGGUCUGGAGACUGGCUAGGCCACUCCAGGACCUUAAUGUGCUUCUUCUUGAGCCACUCCUUUGUUGCCUUGGCCGUCUGUUUUGGGUCAUUGUCAUGCUGGAAUACCCAUCCACGACCCAUUUUCAAUGACCUGGCUGAGGGAAGGAGGUUCUCACCUAAGAUUUGACGGUACAUGGCCCCGUCCAUCGUCCCUUUGAUGCGGUGAAGUUGUCCUGUCCCCUUAGCAGAAAAACACCCCCAAAGCAUAAUGUUUCCACCUCCAUGUUUGACGGUGGGGAUGGUGUUCUUGGCGUCAUAGGCAGCAUUCCUCCUCCUCCAAACACGGCGAGUUGAGUUGAUGCCAAAGAGCUCGAUUUUGGUCUCAUCUGACCACAACACUUUCACCCAGUUCUCCUCUGAAUCAUUCAGAUGUUCAUUGGCAAACUUCAGACGGGCCUGUAUAUGUGCUUUCUUGAGCAGGGGGACCUUGUGGGCGCUGCAAGAUUUCAGUCCAAUUGUUUUCUUGGUGACUAUAAUAAUAAUAAUAUAAUAUGCCAUUUAGCAGACGCUUUUAUCCAAAGCGACUUACAGUCAUGCGUGCAUACAUUUUUUUUUUUGUGUAAGGGUGGUCCCGGGGAUCGAACCCACUACCUUGGCGUUACAAGCGCUGUGCUCUACCAGCUGAGCUACAGAGGACCACUAUGGUCCCAGCUAACUUGAGAUCAUUGACAAGAUCCUCCUGUGUAGUUCUGGGAUGAUUCCUCACCAUUCUCAUGAUCAUUGCAACUCCACGAGGUGAGAUCUUGCAUGGAGCCCCAGGCCGAGGGAGAUUGACAGUUAUUUUGUGUUUCUUCCAUUUGCGAAUAAUCGCACCAACUGUUGUCACCUUCUCACCAAGCUGCUUGGCGAUGGUCUUGUAGCCCAUUCCAGCCUUGUGUAGGUCUACAAUCUUGUCCCUGACAUCCUUGGAGAGCUCUUUGGUCUUGGCCAUGGUGGAGAGUUUGGAAUCUGAUUGAUUGAUUGCUUCUGUGGACAGGUGUCUUUUUAUACAGGUAACAAACUGAGAUUAGGAGCACUCCCUUUAAGAGUGUGCUCCUAAUCUCAGCUUGUUACCUGUAUAAAAGACACCUGGGAGCCAGAAAUCUUUCUGAUUGAGAGGGGGUCAAAUCCUUCUUUCCCUCAUUAAAAUGCAAAUCAAUUUAUAACAUUUUUGACAUGCGUGUUUCUGGAUUUUCUUGUUGUUAUUCUGUCUCUCACUGUUCAAAUAAAACGACCAUUAAAAUUAUAGACUGAUCAUUUCUUUGUCAGUGGGCAAACGUACAAAAUCAGAAGGGGAUCAAAUACUUUUUUCCCUCACUUAGGCCGGUUUAACAACUGCAUUAGUAGGCCUACAAUACAGGAUUACAUGCUAACACUCCAUGGUUACAUGUUAUUACAUUCCACAGUCCUAAUGACAAGAGUUAUGAGCAGUACCAGUAUGUAAGGAAGUACGGUAGCUGGAGGCUACCGUACUUUCCAGCGGAAAUGGAAAAACAAGGCCACGGGGGAUUAGGUUUGCGUGCGUGCGUGUGUACAUAUGUGCUCCCGCUGGGAAACACAUGCGCUGAGCCCUACUGCAGGCCUGAGGUCUUGAAAUGCUGGCACUGCAUUCCAGGGCUUUUAACCACUUUAACAGAACUAUAUGGUACCAGGCUUGCUCUACCUCUGUCCCUUCCCUGUCUUUUCCGUGCAGAGACGGAGAGAGGCUGACUUCAUAAAAGAUGACAGGGUGCUAUCCAAGUUGAUGUGUGUGCUUUGAAAUCUGAUUGAUUGCCAGUGAAGUGUCACAAGUCUGGUUUAACCAGUUGGUUAGUUAUACUGCUUACUGGAAAAUAAUUUUGAUAAUGAUACAGUGAUGUAACACCUACAAGGAAAUGUGUUGCUUAUCUUGACUUACGGAACAAGGAAGAAAGACUUGUUGAUACGCACAUUCUGAGACUGAGUCGUAACUUGGGACUAGAGACUCACCCCUGACAAAAUCUGCCACAGGGGAAAGGAAAGAAAGAAAAGUGGGUGUUGAAAAUUCAGUGUUGGAGGAAGCUGUGGCUCAGUCUGCAGAUCUUCUGUAUAAUCCUGCUGAGUUUGCCCCAUUCAACUGCACAGUCAGUACUAUCUCUCUCUGUGGGGCUUAUUCAGCUCUAUGGCUUGGACUCCCUCUCUGCAUUAAUCCUGUGUGUAUUAUGAUACCAUGGCUCCUAUUAGCCAGUCUCUUUGUGUAAACUUGUAAAAGCUGAGGUCUACAUAAUGUCUUGAUGACAUGAUAUGGAUUGAAUCCCACUCCUACUGCUACCAGUAAUCUAGUAAGACUUCAGCAAUUCAUUCAUCAUACAGAUGGAUGGUGCCUUUUCAGUAUUUGCUGUUAAAAUAAUAGUAUCUUUCUCCCGCUCUCCCCCAUACAGACUAUGUCCUAGAGAAGGCCAUGCAUAAGAUAGUCCUGAAGCCCCUGAAAGGUGUGGUGGGGGCGGCCCUCCAGGAGUUCCAGGUCCGCAGCGGGGUGUGGCAGGAGCUCAAGGAGAACCUCUCAUUGGCCAAGGCCCGGCAGCCCCAGGAAAUGGGCGUGGCCAUCGCCUUCCCUCCAGAUCCAGUUGCCAUAGAGAAAAUCCGGCACAAGUUCCACACCAUGUGUAAACUCUAUUCACCUGAGAGGAAGGUGACCAUGCUGCUGCGCGUGUGUAAACUCAUCUAUACCAUCAUGGAGGACAAAUCAGGUACAUAGUAACACACGUACAGUGCCUUCGGAAAGUAUUCAGACCCCUUGACUUUUUCCACAUUUUGUUAAGUUACAGCCUUAUUCUAAAAUUAAUUACAUUGUUUUUUUCUACACACAAUACCCAUAAUGACAAAGCAAAAACAGGAUUUUAGAAAUGUUUGCUAAUGUAUAUACAGUACCAGUCAAAGGUUUGGACACACCUACUCAUUGUAGAAUAAUAGUGAAGAUAUCAAAACUAUGAAAUAACACACAUGGAAUCAUGUAGUAACCAAAAAAGUGUUAAAAAAUCAAAAUAUAUUUUAUAUUUGAGAUUCUUCAAAGUAGCCACCCUUUGCCUUGAUGACAGCUUUGCACACUGUUGGCAUUCUCUCAACCAGCUUCAUGAGGUAGUCACCUGGAAUGCAUUUCAAUUAACAGCUGUGCCUUGUUAAAAGUUAAUAUGUGGAAUUUCUUUCCAUAAUGCGUUUGAGCCAAUCAGUUGUGUUGUGACAAGGUAGGGGUGGUAUAUAUAUUUGGUAAAAUACCAAGUCCAUAUUAUGGCAAGAACAGCUCAAAUAAGCAAAGAGAAAUUACAGUCCAUCAUUACUUUAAGACAUGGUCAGUCAAUCUGGAAAAUUUCAAGAACUUUGAAAGUUUCUUCAAAUGCAGUCGCAAAAAACAUCAAGCGCUAUGAUGAAACCGGAUCUCAUGAGGACCGCCACAGGAAAGGAAGACCCAGAGUUACCUCUGCUGCAGAGGAUAAGUUCAUUAGAGUUAACUGCACCUCAGAUUGCAGCCCAAAUAAAUGCUUCACAGAGUUCAAGUAACAGACACAUCUCAACAUCAACUGUUCAGAGGACUGUGUGAAUCAGGCCUUCAUAGUCGAAUUGCUGCAAAGAAACCACUAAUAAAGCACACCAAUAAUAAUAAGAAGAGACUUGCUUAGGCCAAGAAACACGAGCAAUGGACAUUAGACCGGUGGAAAUCUGUCCUUUUGGUCUGAUGAGUCCAAAUUGGAGAUGUUUGGUUCCAACCACCGUGUCUUUGUGAGACGCAGAGUAGGUGAAUGGAUGAUCUCCACAUGUGUGGUUCCCACCUUGAAGCAUGGAGGAGGAGGUGUGAUGGUGUGGGGGUGCUUUGCUGGUGACACUGUCGUGAUUUGUUUAGAAUUCAAGGCACACUUAAAUAGCAUGUCUACCACAGCAUUCUGCAGCGAUACGCCAUCCCAUCUGGUUUGCGCUUAGUGGGACUAUCAUUUGCUUUUCAACAGGACAAUGACCAAAACACACCUCCAAGCUGUGUAAGGGCUAUUUGACCAAGGAGAGUGAUGGAGUGCUGCAUCAGAUGACUUGGCCUCCACAAUCACCCGACCUCAACCCAACUGAGAUGGUUUGGGAUGAGUUGGACGACAGAGUGUAGGAAAAGCUUUCAACAAGUGCUCAGCAUAUGUGGGAACUCCUUCAAGACUGUUGGAAAAGCAUUCCUCAUGAAGCUGGUUGAGAGAAUGCCAAGAGUGUGCAAAGCUGUCAUUAAGGCAAAGUGUGGCUAUUUGAAGAAUCUCAAAUAUAACAUAUAUUUUGAUUUGUUUAACACUUAUUUGGUUACUACAUGAUUCCAUAUGUGUUAUUUCAUAGUUUUGAUGUCUUCACUAUUAUUCUACAAUGUAAAAAAUAGUUAAAAUAAAGAAAAACCCUUUUAAUGACUAGGUGUGUCCAAAACAUUUGACUGGUACUCUAUAUAUACAGUUGAAGUCGGAAGUUUACAUACACCUUAGACAAAUACAUUUAAACUCAGUUUUUCACAAUUCCUGACAUUUAAUCUUAGUAAACAUUGCCUGUCUUAGGUCAGUUAGGAUCACCACUUUAUUUUAAGAAUGUGAAAUGUCAGAAUAAUAGUAGAGAGAAUUAUUUAUUUCAGCUUUUAUUUAUUUCAUAACAUUCCCAGUGGGUCAGAAGUUUACAUACACUCAAUUAGAUUUUGGUAGCAUUGCCUUUAAAUUGUUUAACUUGGGUGAAAUGUUUCGGGUAGCCUUUCACAAGCUUGUAGGCCUCCUUGCUCGCACACGCUUUUUCAGUUCUGCCCACAAAUGUUCUAUAGGAUUGAGGUCAGGGCUUUGUGAUGGCCACUCCAAUACCUUCACUUUGUUGUCCUUAAGCCAUUUUGCCACAACUUUGGAAGAAUGCUUGGGGUCAUUGUCCAUUUGGAAGACCCAUUUGCGACCAAGCUUUAACUUCCUGACUGAUGUCUUGUGAUGUUGCUUCAAUAUAUCCACAUAAUUUUCCUUCCUCAUGAUGCCAUCUAUUUUGUGAAGUGCACCAGUCCCUCCUGCAGCAAAACAUCCCCACAGCAUGAUGCUGCCACCCCCAUGCUUCACAGUUGGGAUGGUGUUCUUCGGCUUGCAAGCCUUACCCUUUUUCCUCCAAACAUAACAAUGUUUGCACUUUUCGCACCAAAGACGUUCAUCUCUAGGAGACAGAACGCGUCUCCUUCCUGAGCGGUAUGAUGGCUACGUGGUCCCAUGGUGUUUAUACUUGCGUACUAUUGUUUGUACAGAUGAACGUGGUACCUUCAGGCGUUUGGAAAUUGCUCCCAAUGAUGAACUAGACUUGUGGAGGUCUACAAUAUUUUUUUCUGAUGUCUUGGCUGAUUUAUUUUGAUUUUCCCAUGAUGUCAAGCAAAGAGGCACUGAGUUUGAAGGUAGGCCUUGAAAUACAUCCACAGGUACUACCUGACAAUUGACUCAAAAUAUGUAAAUUAGCCUAUCAGAAGCUUCUAAAGCCAUGACAUCAUUUUCUGGAAUGUUCCAAGCUGUUUAAAGGCACAGUUAACCUAGUGUAUGUAAACUUCUGACCCACUGGAAUUGUGAUACAGUGAAAUAAUCUGUCUGUAAACAAUUGCUGGAAAAAUUACUUGUGUCAUGCACAAAGUAGAUGUCCUAACCGACUUGCCAAAACUUUUAAUGACUCAAACCUAAGUAUAUGUAAACUUCCGACUUCAACUGUAUAUGUGUGUGAUGGGAUGUAUAGACAUUUUGGACAUAAUGUGGAUAGAAUGUUUAGCAUAUCUGUAGAAUACAUAGGAUAGAAUAGUAUAUAUACAGCAAUUGUUGAAUAGAAUGGCAUUGACUAGAAUACGGUAUGAUGGUAUGAAAUGAGUAAAACAGUAUGUAAACAUUAUUAAAGUGACCAGUGUUCCAUGUCUAUGUACAUAAAGUAGCAUCCUCUGUGCAGGGUUGAGUUAUCGGGUGGUAGCCGGCAAGUGACAGUGACUAAGUUCAGGGCAGGGAACUGGGUGGAGGCCGGCUAGUGAUGGCUAUUUAAUAGUCUGAUGGCCUUGAGAUAGAAGUUGUUUUUCUUUCUCUCGGUCCCAGCUUUGAUGCACCUGUACUGACCUCGCCUUCUGGAUGAUAGCUAAUAUCAAUGCUGUGUGUGUGUCUCAGGUCAUCUGUAUGGGGCAGAUGACUUCCUGCCCAUGUUGACCUAUGUGUUGGCCCAGUGUGACAUGCCUCAACUAGACAACGAGAUCCUCUACAUGAUGGAGCUGCUGGACCCCUCUCUGCUCCAUGGAGAAGGUACAGCACACCCCUAUCUGCUUUACAUGUAUUUCCUUCCUUCCUUCCUAACUAGGGGAUGUAGCUCAGUUGGUAGAGCAUGGCGUUUGCAACGCCAGGGUUGUGGGUUCGAUAAAAUAAUGUAUGCACUAACUGUAAGUCGCUCUGGAUAAGAGCGUCUGCUAAAUGACUAAAUGACUAAUGACUAAACUUUCCCUUCAACCAUUUUAUUGUCAAUCGUAAUGUUCAAAUAAACUAAACUAAAUCUUGAUUGUCAGUGUUAUUGACCGCUGUUGUAGCAGUGUCAUGCUGCAGAGAUGUUUGACCCUCCUCUCUCUCUCUCCUGUCUUGUUCCAGGUGGGUACUACCUGACCAGUGCAUACGGAGCCAUGUCCCUCAUCAGGAACUUCCAAGAGGAGCAAGCAGCUUGUGUACUCAGUUCUGAAACACACAACACACUCCACCAGUGGCACCGUCGCCGCACCACGCAGCGCACUGUGCCCUCCGUCGAUGACUUCCAGGUAACACACACACACACACACACACACACACACACACACACUGGAUGCAUAACUAAGUCCCUGAAUAAAUGCAUCUGCUAAACAACAGUAUCUUUUUAAUUUUCCUCAGAACUACCUGCGAGUAGCGCUCCAGAAGCUGGACAGCGGCUGCACGGCCAAAACCCUGCAGGUGCAGCCCUAUGCCACCACUGAGGAAAUCUGCCAGAUCUGCGCCUGCAAGUUUAAAGUUCCCGACCCUGAGAAUUACACCCUAAUCCUGCUCACUGAGGGCUCAUGCCAGCAACUAGCCCCCGACACACACCCCCAGAAGAUCAAAGCUGAGCUCCACAGUCGACCCCAGGCCACACCUUUUCACUUCGUCUUCUGUCGUGUGGCUAACCUCAAUGACCUGCCCGUGACCUCGUUUGAUCCCCAGUCCAACUUCACACUUACCACAGAAUCUGAGCCCAACUUUAAUGGUGUGGCCUUGACCCCUUCUGACCCCCAGCCCAAUCUCAACCUGGGUCCCAGUCUCAGCCUCAGUCUACCCCCCAACCAGCACAAUGGCAACUCUAUAUCUAUCUGAGACUACAGGGCUGGAGAGUUGAAACCCCCCAUCUGGACAACCGUCAUUCUUACUGUACCCCAACAAAACUUGGCGAACUGUGUUUAACUGGACUGAACUGGGCCUAACUGGGUUAAGCUGAGUCAUGCUGAGCUCAGCCAAAAAAAACUUCCCCUUUUGGUGAUUCUUCUUUCUUGCAGGGAAUCCUCUAAGUGUAAAGCUUUGUCUGAGUACAGGAGGAAAGGAGAGAAAGAGGGAAGGAAAUGUGACAGAUGGGGUUAUUUUGCAGCUCUAUUUGUAAACUUUUGGGACAUGGCACACGAGGAGCACACGUGAGGGCAAACGCAACUCGAAAAAAAGAUGGAUAAAGGUUUUGAAAUAGUCUUGUUACAGACACAGACAGUCAGUCUGUGGUCAUAUUCCAAAAGUGUCUGAAUGUGCAGAUUCAGGGUCAGUUUUUGGUUUGUUACUCCUAGUGGUGAAGCAUAGGAUAAGUAAAGGGAAAACCCUAUCCACAGAUCUGAUAUCAGUUAACAUUUAUCUGCAUUGGUUCCCGUCUAGUGAUGUACUUGUUCAGUCCAUUAACUUUUUCUUCAGACUGAAAAUGUGCCUCUUCAGGCAGAAAAGAGCCUACCAGUCUUUAUAGCAAAUAUACAGCAAUUAUUUUAUCUGGGUGAUACUUCUAUUAUGAAUUACUUGUUGCAGUUGCUGGUAAACUGCAUUGUGUGUUUUUAUGGAAUUAAUGUUGUAUCAUUGCUUUUCUUUGUUAAAGUAAAAUGUUAGGAGCAGGCAUGUCUGCCAGUGAUGAAAUGAUGAACUUAAUGUUUUUUUGAUUAUCCAGGAGAUAUGAUAUAAUACUGUACUUCCCUCUUUAGUUAAUCGAGGUCAUCACUGCCGUGUGUGAUCAUAAGAUAUGUGAUUGACUGGCUUGGUGUACGGUACCACCAUCAAAUCUCCGACAAGGUCAUGAAAUAUUGUACUACUGAAAUAAUAUUAAAAGUUGCCUUGUGAAAUUUUGUGUGUCGAUUCUCAAGCUGGUCUGAGAUUCUGCACACACACAAACACACAUA